Molecule: messenger RNA, 1206 nt
Organism: Papaver somniferum (opium poppy)
Lineage: Eukaryota; Viridiplantae; Streptophyta; Magnoliopsida; Ranunculales; Papaveraceae
Exons: 1
Coding region: 1-1206 (401 amino acids)
Source: RefSeq, a predicted model, not a curated record
AUGGCUGCUAGAAAAUUAAGAAACAUGGGAUUUCCUUGUACUUUUAAUGUGCCAUGUGUCGGUAGAAGUGGUGGUCUUUCUCUUGCUUGGAAGAAGGAGGUUCACCUAAACGUUAUUUCGUCCAGUCUGAGGGGAAUCUAUGUUACUUCUACUGAUAUCAUCCAUUCCAAGACUUGUCAUAUUCACUUUAUAUAUGGUGAACCCAAUAGUAGUUUAAGGCAAGACUUUUGGGAACAACAAUGUCAACAGACUAUUGCCCCUUUAGAUGAACCAAUUUUCUUUAUAGGAGAUUUCAAUGCUCUAUUAGGAACUGAAGACAAAAAUGGUGGUUUAGAAGUAGAUGAUCCUGAUUUCAAAAACCUUAGGAAUUUUUGUACUGUUUUUAAUCUGCAUGAUCCUGGUUUUUAUGGUACUAGGUUUACUUGGUCUAAUAUGCAACAAGGCCAUGACUUAAUCCUGGAAAGAUUAGAUAGAUGUCUGAUUAACCAAACUGCUGAAGAUCUUUUUCCUAAACUUUGUGUUAACAAUAUUCCUAGGGAUUCCUCUGACCACUGUCCUAUGCAUAUAGGAUUUAACUAUGAGGAUAAUUGUAUGCCUAGACCCUUCCAUUUUAUGGCCAUGUGGAUAGAGGAUCCUACUUAUAGAGACAUUAUAUUUAAUUCUUGGUCUGUUAAUGUGUUAGGCUCCCCAGCCUACAAACUUAAAGUUAAGCUUUUAAGUACUAAGAAAGGAUUAAGAGAUUGGAAUAAAUCUUCCUCUGGUAAUAUUCAAACUAAUAUAUCUACCAUUAGGAAAGAGCUGACUGAUAUCCAAGUCUCUAAUCCUACUGAUACUAUUAAUACUUCUAGACUUAAAGCUAGACUUGAAUAUCUGUAUAACUUGGAGGAAUUAUAUUGGAAGGACAAAUCUAGAGAAGUCUGGAUCUUGGAAGGUGACAGAAACUCACCAUAUUUCCAUAGAGUAACUCUCUUUAGAAGAAAAAGAAAUGUUAUUAGCUGGAUAAAUAACUCCUUGAAUAUUAUUCUAACUGAUAGAGAUAGUAUUGUAACUUUUUUCAUAGAUUAUUUUAAAGGCUUAUAUUCCUCCCAUCCUCAGCAAUUUCAAUAUGAAAUCCUUGCUGACCUCCCUGUUAAGUUCUCUGAUGAAGACAAUGCAUCCUUAAAUACUCCUCUGUCCCCGGAGAAAAUAAAGAAUGCUGUCUUCUAA